AAAACAGUGAAUGCGUUUAACAAGAGUUUCAAUCUUUUCACUCUAAACCUUCAUAGCAUAUACAAACAAGAUCGAAAGACGUUCAACUUCAUCUUUGGUCGACUUAUCCUUUGUUCGAUACAACUGGACGUGUAAACAGGUUAUAUAGUCUGCAAUCACACGCAAUAUCCUGCUGGACAGAGGCAAGAAAAGAAGAAGAAGAAAGCAAUCACCAAAUCGAUACGUGAUUAUGCUUGAUGACGAUACAACUUAAUCUUUCAUCCGGUGUUCCUUAAACAACCAACAGUCUUAUCCCCCCACCCUCCUCGUUCCCAGAUAAUACAAUCCAGAAAAAACACUCUAUGGACAGCACACAAUUUGCACAUCAAAGAGGUGCAUCCUCUCUAAGCUCUUCCUCUAGCGGCGGAGGAAGAAGAUACAAUAUCAGCCACCCGACCGAUCAACCUCAAACACUUGUCUCGCCUCCUUUUCAACCUUUUGGUCAAACGGGAUAUCAAAACGGAACAAUGGCUACGGGUUAUCCUGGAUAUCCCAACGGACAACCAUCCGCCAAUCAUAAUCAAGCCUAUUCAAGUGGUAGUAAUGGGCAUAGGACAGGCGGUAGCAUAGCCAACGCAAACGGAAUGGUCUCCAAUGGCGUUCAUCACAACGAACCACCAUCAACACGUGUGCGCCACAAACGCCCGGAUACUGAGGAAAUCAAGAGGGUGGCGCAUAUCCAUUAUGAAGAGCUAUUCAAAUUCCUAAAAAGCCAUUUGGCAAAAGGACAACGAGGUCCGCGUACGAAUGCAAGAGAAAAGCUUACUAGAUUAAGUCAACAGCAAUUCACAGAAUUAUCCACCGACGUUUACGAUGAAUUGAUGCGAAGGAUCACAAACGCACGAACAGGGUCCGAAAUUCCCCAUUUGGCAGUCCGAGAAGAAUUCCAUCCCAAACGAAAUCAAGCCCGACAGAAGCUUGCUACUCUUCCCCGAACACGAUUUAAAGAUUUGAGUUCAGAUGUCUUCUUUGAACUCGAAAGAAGGUUCCCCGAACUUCGUGACGAAUUCAGGCCAGAGGUCUCGGAGCGUGAAAGGAGAGAAGAAGAAGAAGCCGCACAAAAGCAAAGGCAAAGACAAAAUUCGAUCUUGAGCGCUAGAGAUGAAGAUGUAUCUUCGCAUACUGCUCAUCCAUCUGAAGGUGGCAAUAUGAGUGGGCCGACAAAUAUCCUUGAUCAAGGGCAAUCCUCUGAUCUUGCUCCUCAGCCAUCAAUGCAUGACGUGGUUGUUCCUGCGAAGAGCACUUUGGUAGAAGAGGAGAUCGCGAUGCCCUUCACGACCACUGACGGACCAGCCGAGCAGGUAGACUCGUCCUCAUCUUUUGACCAAAAACAUACGCGAACAUCGAGUGGCGAAAGGCCUGCAAGUAUUCGUGAUUCGAUUGUAACAAAUGAACAAGAGAAUAAUCGGAAUACCAUGUAUAGUCAGGCAAGUUCGAUCGGUACAGGCUUCUUCAAUGGGUAUGCAGCCAGUCGUGCCACGGAAAGUGUUGCAAGUCCAAAUUUGGCAGCCCGAAGCAGUCAAGCUGAAGGUUUCCAGUCUUAUGAGGUGGAGAAGUUGAGAUCGGAUUAUGAAUUCCGAAUUGCAACGUUGCAACAAAAAGUUUCUGGACUUGAAAGUCGGAAUAAUGAUCUCGAGAGAGCGAACUCGGAGCGGGCGGAUGCACUGCAAGCCGAGCUGGAAGCAAAAAGACAAUCAUUCCACAACAAAUCACAAAAGUAUGAACGCGAGAUUUCGGAACAUCGUGAGAACCGUCAAAAGACAGAAAGUGAAUUGCAUGAUACUUUGAAACGAUUAGAUGAGCUUAGCGAACGACAUCGUACACUGGAAAAUGAAAGGUCAACGCAACCAUUCAACCAAGGUCAAAUGGAGGAAGAAUUGACGUCUCUUCAACGUGACUAUGCCGAGCAAGAAGAGCUCGUGGCAGAACUGCGGGGAGAAGUGACAAAUUUGAUGGAAGAAUUGAAACAACUUUCGACCAGGAAUGAUGAAAUAUUGGGAGACAAGGAAAAUGAUCAGACCAUCAUUCGCGAUUUGAAUAACCAAGUUGCAUCUUACAAGCGUAAGUAUGAGAACGUCAAGACGGAAUUGCGAACACUGAAGGCGACAUCACAGUUAUACGUUCAACCACCAAAAACGGAUGAAUUCAUGCCACCAAGUGAAACAGGAGCGAUUGCCGAUAUCAAUUUGACAGCAUUCCAGAGUUCCAUUGACGAUCUUCUAUCAGCAGCAAGGUCCAAGACGCCAAGUUCGGUUUUGAUGGCGAUGAAGACGGUCAUCUUGGCAGCCACAUUGGUAACUGAUGAUGUGUCCAAGUUUGAACAAAAGAAACAAGAAGGCACAGCAGAGGGAAGAGCAGAAGUUUCCCAAGCAAAAACACGAAUUUCAAAUUCACUGAACAAUCUGAUGACCGCUUGUCGAAAUCAUGCUUCCAGUCAUGGACUUUCGCCAGUGAGCUUAUUGGAUGCGGCAGCAAGUCAUGUUUCCACAGCAAUCGUUGACGUUGUAAAAUUAGUAAAGGUUCGGAAAGCUACAAAAGAGGAAGUUGACGAAUUCGAAAUCACAUUUACGCAAAAUGGUACUUUACCCAAUGGAUUGAAGCCUUUAUUAGGCUCUAGCAAUCUUGCAAACGGAGCAUUCAGCAGUCCGACCAGCGAUUUCCGUAGACGAAAUGUUGGAAGUGAAGUGGAAGAGCGUCUGCUCAGUACGCCCGGUGGAAGUGGUGACGGAAAUCAUACGGUGGGCGGAGGAAGCGGGAUGAGUAAUCGUUCCUUCAGUCCUCGUUUGAGGCAAGGUGGAACUCCUCUAGGACGUUAUUCGCCCGUCAGUUAUCGCGGAGAUAUCACGAGAAAGAAUAGUUCUGGUGAAGGCAGUUGGAAAAUGAACGGUACCAGAAGUAGAAAUGCGAGCAUCAGUAGCAGCAGCAGUCAUCAUUUACCGCACAAUUCUUCUACUUUUGAUAAGGACACACCUGCUGUGCCUGCGAUCAAUUCAGAUAUAUUGAGAGCAGCUGUUCCCUCUACACGUUCAGCAUCAUUCUCGUCAAAUGCGACGCCAAGAAGUCCUGGAUCAAACGGAAUGGCAAAUAUGCCUACAGGACCAAACCAUGGAAAUAAAACCAAUCUCGGAAACGGCUCUAGUAGCGUGAGUUCCGGCUUACAAGCAAGUAUUGAUGACGAAUUGGUAGGUUCGCGAUCCUUCACAACAUCAUCCGAACAACACGAAGGAUCAUCCAAAGACAUUCCUCAUAACGGCACGCCUGCAUCAACAUCAAUUGGUACACUUUCCGCCAGUGCUACCGCAUCUCCUAUUCCACCACCCCUUCCUCCUUCGUUGGACAAUUCAGAUGAUUCAAAUGAGGCUUAUUGGGCCGAUCUACGAAACUACAUCGAAGUACAAACGGAAGCAAUCGUACAUUGCAUUCAAGCUUUACUCUCUUCCAUACGUGAAGGUGCUCAAGGAAACCAAUUGCACGAAAAUCUCACACAAAUCACGACGAUUGUCUCUUCUAUCAUCGCCAUCUCGAAGGACAACAUCCCUCGCGCUGCCGCAGCUGUAGCAAAACAAACUGCCGUCGACGAAAACAUGAGCGAUUCCAAGGCUGCUACCGCUUCAGCAGACGGAGAGAGAAUCUUACGAGAGCUAAGUGAGCAUUGUGAAAGGUUGAUCGAAAUGCAAACAAUUGGCGGUCAAUUCGAUAAGAGCACCAAAUCUAACAUGGCAAGCGCAAGUUACGGAGUUGCAAAAGGGCUCAAAGCUCUCAAUGGAUUGCUAAAUAUCGAAGCUUGACUGAAACAAAAACAAAUAAUCUAGUACUAUUGUAUACAAUAUCCAAUCAUUAUCAAUGUGAUCUUCCUAUUCU
Meira miltonrushii is the source of this 3900-nucleotide messenger RNA. RefSeq lists its product as uncharacterized. The record is from RefSeq and is a predicted model, not a curated record. Gene Ontology annotation, cellular component: cell cortex of growing cell tip; actomyosin contractile ring. Gene Ontology annotation, molecular function: MAP kinase scaffold activity. Bases 342 to 3827 code for a protein of 1161 amino acids. The transcript is spliced from 2 exons. Lineage: Eukaryota; Fungi; Basidiomycota; Exobasidiomycetes; Exobasidiales; Brachybasidiaceae.